Molecule: messenger RNA, 9532 nt
Organism: Gryllus bimaculatus (two-spotted cricket)
Lineage: Eukaryota; Metazoa; Arthropoda; Insecta; Orthoptera; Gryllidae
Source: the annotation of a GenBank genome assembly
AUGACGGAAGUGUUAAGCAAUGGCAUUCGCUACUUGUGGUUCAAGGUGGAGAGGAAGGCGGUCUUUCGAAAAGAGACUGUACUUACGGCUGUGAAAGCAUUUCAACAGGUGUUGUACGUGGAUCCUGGAUUCUCACGUGCAAAUGAAGUACAUCUUCGCCUUGGGUUGAUGUUCAAAGUGAACAGUGAUUGGGAGUCGGCUUUGAAACAUUUACAGUUAUCACAUAUUGAUGCUAGCCCCUGUACCUUUUCAAAACUUGAAAUUCGUUUUCAUAUUGCUCAUCUGUAUGAAGUUCAGGGAAAAUAUAAAACUGCCAAGGAGCAUUAUGAGCAACUUCUACGCGAGAAGGAUCUUCCUACUCAUCUAAAAGCAGAUAUAUGUCGCCAGUUAGGUUGGAUGUACCACUGUGUGGAAUCUCUGGGAGAAAAGAACCAGAGAGAGAGUUUUGCUAUUCACUGCCUUCAAAAGUCAAUUGAAUCAGAUCCAAAAUCUGGACAGUCAUUGUAUUUGUUGGGACGUUGUUAUGCAAGUAUUGGGAAAGUGCAUGAUGCUUUCAUUGCAUAUCGUAAUUCUGUGGAGAAAUCUGAAGGGAAUGCAGAUACAUGGUGUUCUAUAGGUGUACUUUAUCAGCAGCAGAACCAGCCUAUGGAUGCUUUGCAAGCCUACAUAUGUGCGGUUCAACUUGAUAAAGGUCAUACUGCAGCAUGGACUAACUUAGGUAUUUUAUAUGAAAGUUGUAAUCAACCAAGAGACGCCUUUGCCUGUUAUAUUAAUGCAACUCGUGGUUCAGGGACAAACUCAGGGGGUUCAACAAGCCCAAAUUGUAGUAGUAACAGUAAUAGUGGAAGUGUGUCUUCAUUAAACACUCAUAGCCGAGCUUCAGGGGGGAUGAAUCCCAACCUGAGCCAAAGAAUUAAGUUCCUACAAAGUCAACUAGCCAGUGCACCCAUGCCGAGCAUCACUAGCAAACGUAGGACACUGCCAUCCAUAGAAGAGGCAUGGAACUUACCAAUAUCUGCUGAAAUGACGUCUAGACAACAGCAACAGCAACAAAAUUCUACAAUAAUUCAGCAGAGAAAUGCUGGUACUUUUCAGAAGGGCUACGUUCAGGGUGGCCAACAACAACCCUUUCACAAUGGGCUAAAUGGCCAUCAAAUGUCACCGCAAGGUCCCCCUCCUCCAUAUCCAGCUCAAGGGAAUGGAGCAGCAAAACGCUUUAAGCCUGGAGAUGUUAUGGAAACAAGUCCUCCAGCUGCACGAAUGGGUCCAGCUAAUCCUGCUCAAAGAACUGUACCCCCGCCAUAUUAUUUAAAUCAACAGCAAAUGCAUAUGCUGCAGUACCUACAACAAAAUGCUGCAAAUCUUAAUCCACAACAACAGAGUAUUCUUCAACAACUACAACAUCAGUACCGCCUCAUGCAACAGCAUCAGCUAAAAUUACAGCAGCAACAGCAGCAACAACAGCAGCAGCAGCGUGUCAUUAGACAAACACCACCUCCACAAUAUGCUCCAUACCAGCAGCAGAGUUCAGUUAUUAAAACAUAUUCAAUGACUCAACAAACUCAGGGUCCUGUCACUCCACAGACAGGUUUUGUGGAUGCAACUGGGGGUUAUGCGGCUGCCACACCCAAUCCACAGCAGUCCCCUGGAGUACCUUACAAAUCACAAACUAUGGAUCAGGUACCAUAUCAGAGUCAGCAGCGCAAUAAUCCACAACUGUUACAACAAUCUCAGCAGUAUGGCUUUAAUAGCCAGCCUUCUAAUGCUGGUUUCUCUCAGAUUUCUCCCAUUGGACCUCCUCAUACAACUGCCCAAGUUGCUCCUGCUCACGAUCCAGCUUAUUCUUUUCAUGCUUCCAAUUCCCCUUCUUCGAAGGAAUUGGGUGUCAGCGAGCAAGAAUUGCAAGCUCUACUCUCUCAGAAAGAUAUUGCCACUUCUCUGGCUGAAGAUCUUCUUAAACACUUUGGUUCAAGCAGUGAUGAGUUGGAUGUUAAAGAUGAAGAAAACUCUACUGCAAGUCACAUUGCUACAUCUGCUAAUCAUUGUACAACCAAUACUUUGAGUUCUGGCCCAUUCUCUCCUUCAAAUUUUCAAGAAGGAAACAACAAUGGAGGAGUGACAUUAAAUUCUGCAUCAUCUGUCUCAACAGAAACUGUCCACAUCAAACAAUCUACCUCACCUGCAGCAAUUAACCCACAGCCUGACCAGAAGCAGACACCAACACAUGCAAGUUCUCCUAAAUUAGAUGGGAAAAAUGAAGUGCCGACUGUGAAAGUUGAAUCAUCAGAUAGAGUGUGUGAUUCUCCAAGUAUUGUGUCUAGCCAAGCAAUUACGUCAUCUUUACGACAUGAACUGAAAGUUGAAGCUAAGGUUUUGGAACUAUCUCGCCUCUGUGACCUGCAACAAGAACCUGAGUUCAGCAUUAACAUGGAUGCUAAAUCCAUUCUAGAUGCUUGCAGAGGAAGAGGUCUGAAUGGAGUGCCAAAUUGCAGCAUCUUGUCAGACAAAGCUCCACCCCCACAACCUCCAGAUCCACCACAGCAACACCUCACAAAGGAGCAGUUACUCCCACCAACACCUUCUGUGUAUCUUGAGAACAAAAAGGAUGCAUUUAGUCCUCAACUUCAGGAGUUCUGCCUGAAACAUCCAAUUGCUGUAGUUAGGGGUCUGGCAGCAGCACUUAAACUUGAUCUUGGUUUAUUUUCUACAAAAACUCUUGUGGAAGCAAAUCCAGACCAUAGUGUUGAAGUACGAACUCAGAUGCAACAAACAUCCGAUGAGAAUUGGGAUCCUCAACUAGGACGUAAAGUUUGGGCAUGUAUAAGCCACAGAUCACAUACAACAAUUGCCAAAUAUGCCCAGUACCAGGCUUCAUCAUUCCAGGAUAGUUUAAAGGAGGAAGGUGAAAGGUCUACUGGUACACAUUGCAGCAAUCUCUCAGAUUCUGAUUCUAAAGAUUCAACAGGAAAUGUUCGUCGCAAGGCUAAAGGUGGUAUUGGAUCACAUUCUGGUGGUGGGAAAACUGGUCCUAAAAUGUUAAGAUUUGGAACAAAUGUGGAUUUGUCGGAUGAACGAAAAUGGCGACCUCAACUCCAAGAGCUCAUGAAAUUGCCCGCCUUUGCACGUGUUGUUUCUGCUGGUAAUAUGCUCUCUCAUGUAGGCCAUGUGAUUCUUGGAAUGAACACUGUUCAAUUGUACAUGAAGGUUCCAGGCAGCCGAACACCAGGGCAUCAAGAAAACAACAACUUUUGUUCAAUUAAUAUUAACAUAGGUCCUGGAGAUUGUGAAUGGUUUGCUGUUCCUGAUGCUUAUUGGGGUGUUGUAUAUAGUUUGUGUGAAAGAAAUAACAUCAAUUAUCUUCAUGGAUCGUGGUGGCCAUCCUUGGAAGAUUUGUAUGAAGAAAAUAUUCCUGUGUAUCGGUUUACACAGAGACCUGGUGAUUUAGUAUGGGUAAAUGCUGGUUGUGUGCAUUGGGUUCAAGCUAUUGGAUGGUGUAAUAACAUUGCCUGGAAUGUUGGUCCUCUUACUGCUCGUCAGUAUCAGUUAGCAAUUGAGCGUUACGAAUGGAAUAAACUUCAAAGUUUCAAGAGUAUUGUUCCAAUGGUUCAUUUAUCAUGGAAUUUAGCUCGUAAUAUAAAAGUUUCAGAUCCCAAACUGUUUGAAUUAAUUAAAAAUUGUCUCCUGCGAACAUUGCGACAGUGUGCUCUGAUUCUUGAGUUUGUCAAAUCAAAGGGUGUAGAAGUACGUUUUCACGGUCGAGGCAAAAAUGAAGCAUCUCAUUAUUGUGGGCAGUGUGAGAUUGAAGUUUUUAACAUCUUAUUCAUACGAGAGCAAGAAAAGCGACAUGUUGUACACUGCAUGGAUUGUGCUCGUAAACAGGCACCUGGCUUGGAAGGCUUUGUGUGCUUAGAAGAGUAUCGCAUGGAGGAAUUAAUGGAAGUAUUUGAUCACUUCAUGCUUCAUCCUGUGCAAUGUACUAGUUCACAAGCCUUGGCGUUUUCAUCCUGAUGACCAGAAGAUUUAGCAGUGUUUUUUCUAUAAUUUGCAUUAAUUCACAUCCAAUGUGAACUUUAAAUUUAUUCACUAUAAUUUGGAGACAGAAUUCUGAAUACUAUGAUCUCUUGCAUUAGAAACAUCUUGACAGAACAGCAAUAUAGAGAGAGUUCUAGUUUUCUUGUAUGGUUGCCGUGUAUUACAGCUGUGCUGGAAAGCAAUGUAAAAUCUGCUUUGUGUAGAAAUCUUCAGCAGAUUUUCUAAAUUUGUAAAUUGUAUGUAUAAUGAACUGUGUAUAUAGAGAAUGGUGACUCGAUAUUUCAUUAUAUGAAUACUUAAAUGAAAAUUAUGACCAUGGACUGAAUUAAUAAUGAUCGAUCUCAUAGGUUAUGAUUGUCUCUAAGAGUCAUCCUGUUAUUUAAGAUGCGUCCAAAUACUAUGGAGUAACUGGGCAUAGGAUAACAUAUAUUGUUAAGAUAAUGCUGAAAGAAAUAUUUUAUUUAUGAUUGAGAGAGCGUGACAUCAGUGUUGAAGGAUAAUGAUGAACAAAAUGUGGAUGUAGAAGGGAUACUUGGCAUCACCACUCUUGUUUCGAAAUGCUGUCAUUUGAGGAGUAUGCCUGAUAAAAGAAGUACGAUCUUCAUUGCUUGCUUUACAUGUUUAUUUUUCCUCCCAUAUAAUAUUGAAUGGUAUGUAUUUAAAAAUACGUUAAGUAUUGUCUCAUUGGUAUGCAGAAAGUAAUGUAUAGAGGAGUUGAACAAAGUGAUGUAGAAGAUAUUUGAUUAUAUGUAUAAGGAUAAAAUGAAAACCAUAGGGCAUUAUUUGUUAUUUGAUUCAUAAUGAUUACUUAGAUCUUCAUUGUAGCCAGAAGAUUCUUUCUUUUCUUUGUAAAAUAGCAUGUCCACUCAAGUGAUGCAAUAUUUAACUUGUGAUUUUUGUGAUAAGACUGACUUUCACUGCCAAAAAGAACUGUGCUAACUUUUUCAAACAGAAAUUUUAUUGUAGCAAGAAAAGAAGUAUUUCUUUAAAUUCUGUGCAGUUACCACACCAUUCUGUGCUAUUUUCAGGUCUUUUAGUAUUAAUCUUGAAGUAAUCUCUGGGGAAAGAGCUAUCACUGCCACUAGCUUAAUUACCUUAUAGUGCAUGCUUGUUACUGUUUUAGAAGUAUAUUAAAAAUGAAUGAAAUAGAUAAGUAACUUUCCUUUUGUAUGUAAAUAGUUAGGAAGGAACAUGGAGUGUUGUAUUUCAUAAAUGGCCUGGAGGUGUUUUGUAUUGUAAUUUAGACUGAAAUCCCUUCAUAGUACUGUAAAUACUAGUUAUUAUACCAUAAUCUUGUGUAUACAGAUUCGUGAAAAAAUAGAAGAAAUUGAAACGUAAGAAUUGUUUCUGUUGCCUUUGUAAAGCUUACAUUUUGUAUAAAUUAUUUUUAAAAUAUUUAAGUUGUGUAUUUCAAUGAACAUCCAGAAAUAUUUUAAUGAUUUUAGCCAUCAAUCAUGAGCUCAGCAAAAAAUUCUAGUAAUUCAGAAGCCUGAUAUUAAUUUGUUUUCUAUGUUCAGAUAAUGGUAAAUCACAUUUUUGGGGGGCUUAAUUUUGUUACGAAUACAUGUCAUUAGUUUUUUACAGUUUCAAAAGGACAGUAUAAUUAAAUAGCUACACUUGGCUUAUAUUUAUUGUAUUUAGAACAUUGGAGAAUAAUGUCAUUGUUUCAAAACAUUUCCUUGAAGUUGAGGAUCGGCAAUCUUUAAAUUAAAAAAUAAUCUAUUUCAAUCUGUAUUCUUAUGUUUUUCUUAAUUCUAUUUGAUAUUCAAAAAAAUAUUUAAAAUUUUCUCUUUUGAAGAAUACCACUAAAGUUUGAUUAAUUGUAUUCAGUGGUUUAUUGUACUAUUGUUACAUUAAAACAUUAUUAUAUUUGUUCAUAAUUUUCAGGGAUUGUUUCUAAAUUGAAAUUAGUUUGUUAGUGCCAUCGCAAAGAAAUUUUUGUUUUCUGAUGUCCUAUUCUAGUUAUAUAUUUGUUGAGCCUUCAGGAAAGAAAUGGAUUGUUAAAAAGACCUCUCACAUAUAUUGCUUUAGUAUUUUAUAAAAUCACAUGAAAUCUUGCAAUACAAUUACAUGAUGUUGUUUUUCCAAGAUCUUUUGUAUCCAAUAGAUAAUUUAGUUGAUCACUUGGUUAGAAAUCAUUAUAGAAUUCUUCAAAAUAAGCUUCUUAGACAGCUAGUUGUCAUGAGAAAAUAUUACUGUAAUGAAAAAUUUCUUGGUAAUUUGUAGAAAGAAUUUGUUGAAAGUAGACAAAUUGAAGUUGAGAUUGCAAGAAAGGUCAAAAAAAAAUUUCAUAGAACUUUCUCUCCAAUACAAUUUUUAAUAAAUUUAAAGAUACCACAGAUGAUAUUGACAUUCUUUCCUGCUAAAUGUUUGUUAUACCUGUUAUCAAUAACUAUUGAUGUCUUUGAGAUCUUAAAACAAAGGCCUUUCAUUUUGAUACAGUUAUACCAUCACUUUACCUCCUUUGUGAAGUGAACAGACAGAAAAAUUGUUGUUUUUAUGACAUGAAAAAUUGUAUUUUCUUCUUGGCAUCUGAAUGUUGCUAACGUGUAUGUUUUGCACAAAGCAAAUUUCAUUUCCAACAGUAUCUUUCAUUUUCAAAGUAUGUUCUUUAUUGGAACAUUACUUUGAAGAUUUCUGGGUGUUUUUUAUAACUGAUACAGAAAUAUUUAUUGUCUUGUCUCUUUAAAGUUAAUAGUAGUGAAGAAGAUAACUUCACAUUGCUUAUUGUUGUCACUUUAUAUACUUGCACUUGCUGAUAUUGGCUAAAGGAACAUCUAAUUUAUUGUAUUUUAUAUUUUUAAUGUUGUUCAUAUAGCCAGCUGGUGGAAAAGAUAAACAGUGAUUUAUCUUUUAGGAUAGUUAAAUUAUUUGACAUGUGUUUUGUUUCUGGAAUCAGUUUAGAUAAUGCUACUUUGUUAUGAGCUGCUGAUGAAGUGUAAUUAUUAAUUUCAUUAUUGGGAAAAACUGUUCUUGUUUUUAAUAUUUUUUUUACUCGUAUUGUGUGCAUUAAUGGUGCACUUUAAAUCUUUGUUCCCUGCUAGUGCCUUUUCACCCAAUUUUUUUGCCAUACCUGAAUGAAUUAUUCUUUUAACAAUAAUUGAUCUUUGAGAUUUUGUGUGUUUGUAAUAUGUCUGCUGUGCAUUAUCAUCAGUGCAUUAAACACUAUGAAAUUUUAAGUCUUAUUCUGAAAUUGUAUCCAGACUUCUGAGUGCCGUAAUUUUUAGAAUAUUUUAUUACUAUGACAGUUGUCUUAAAAAGAAUAACAAUAAUAAAGUUGAAAUAUUUCUCUGAUGUAUUGCAUGAAGGAAAUGUAAUAUCAUUAUCACCAGAUAUCAUUAUCAGUUUAUGCUAAACAAUUACUUAAGUUAAUAUUUUCAUUCACACUGAUUGUAAUGACAGUAAACACAAUUUUCCAUUAUUUUUGCUUGAAAUGAAUGGCCACAAAAGGCAAAAGUAACACAUCUGUGAUGAUUUUGAGCAAGUACUUUACAGCCAUGUGUAGAUGACAUAGAUGUCUCAUACAAAAGCUUAUGAAGGCUGACUACUAGUACAAUAGUAACAAAAAUAUUCAAAAUAAUGUAUUCUGUCCAAUUUUAUUGGAGAAUGGAUCAUAGUGAUUUGCUGCCAAGAAAUGCCAUCGGGUAACAGUUUCUAGGGGAAACCUCUUGCUUAUUUAAUAGCUGUGUUACGAAGAAAGAUAAACAAACUUGCCCUAGGUUAAGGGUAAAAUUCACUAUUGAUACAUCCCAGUAUGGACAUGCCUUAUUACUUUACUUACUGUGAUUUGCUGAAUACUAGCAUUAUAGUGGGGUUCCCAUGUGAGAGUACUUGAUAUUGCUUAACAUGAUUGACACUGAAAAUAAUUUUCUCAAAGGUUCACUCCAGAUUAUAAAACACAGUGAACAUUGUUUAUGCAACAUUUGAUUGGGAAUUUAGUUGCAAAAAAUAGACUUUGGUUCUCAAAAAGUAUGUAUGUUCUCCAGUUUCAACAUCUUGAAUUAUUUGUAUUUUGACCCUAAUUGACUUGUGUGAAUCACGUUUCUUGAGAUUGUUAAACCUUGAGUUCUUCAUUUCUGGUCAUGUGUCUUUUUUUGUGUUCUGAUGCAAGAGUUAUUUUUAAGUAUUAUCAUUUGUAUAUAAAUUUUAAUUUUCUCCUAGGAUUAAUGAAUAUCAAAUAUGAAAUUCCAAUUGAAUUAAACGUAAUAUUACAGCUUAUAUAAUAACUUUAUAUUGCCACCAGUGUGUGUUGACUUGGUUCCUAAAUAUAAUUAGCAUUGUUUUUACUUGGUUCCAGAAACACAGCAAAAUGUUGAAAAAUGUAAAUAGUAUGACAUCUGAACACUGCCAAUCAUUUGUGAUAGUAAUUUUGUUCUUAAUAUAUAAUGAAGGAAUAUUUAUUGCCACUUCAAACAGAACACUGCCCCGCGUUCAAUAUAGGAAUCAGGACAUAUUAUAGUGGAUGAAGAGAAUUGAAGAGUUGAAUUGAUAAAGAUGCUAAAUUGUAAAGUGUAAUUAUUGUCGAAAUAAUUACAUGUAACAUCCCUUUGAGGAUUUUUGUGGGCAUUUAUGGAUGCUUGACAUGUCUUCAAAGAUAUUACACGGCCUUCAAUCUGAUUUGUUUAUUGUUAAUACAAUAGCAUCUUUGUCUCUGCAGCCCUUCAGUUGUAUUCAUGAAGGAAGACCAUGCAAUGCAGGACAUUGAAACAAUUGUAUAAACCGUCUUUGAAUCCAGUGUAUCACUGCCUACAAGUUGUGUGGAUGGAUGGGAGAAUCAUUCAUACAAAUGUAUGUUUCACUACACAGCAUCAAACAGUAAUGUUAAUGAACUUGAAUUAUUUUCACAUUUAUACUUUUUACGGGAGCCAAUAUGAAAUGUGUUUUAAUAUAAAAUUGACCUGCAUUUCUUGAAAAUGCCAAUCGUGUGUCUUGAUUAUAUGUAAAUAUUAAUAGAUAUAUCCUUAGGUAAAUAAGUGUAUAUCAGUUGAAUCAUAGGAUAAAUUUAGGAUGAGUAGUUGUUAACUCUAAAAUUGAGUAGAAUGAGAACCAGAACCCAACGACAUUGUCGAAGAACACCAAACACUGAAAAUAGACAUGAGGAAAUAUGUUAAUGUUGCCGAUGUGUUACUAGUCAAUUUCCUUUUCACAUGUAAGCAUUUUAAUACAGGAAGAGAUACAUAUUCAUAUCAGAGCAAAUAUUUAUGUAUGAUAUUCCCAUUCAAAGUACUGUAUGGUUCUCAAAAUGUAGUCACAAUGGUAAUGCAGUUGUAUUCUCUUCAUCCAUAUAGGUAACAUACAUGAACAUAUUUUACUGUAUUCAGUGCCUUCAGUAGUCCUUUAUACUUAAUGAUAACAUGUACAUUGUUGAUCUCCAUACCUACCAAACUAUGUUUUGCCAUUUUAUCACAAUUCUUUUAAAAUGUGUAUAUUGUAUAGUGUCAGUUUAAGUGAUUAUUUCAAUGUUAUAAUUUGUACAUUGGUUUGUCUCAGAAAUAAAGCA